This is a messenger RNA of Serpula lacrymans var. lacrymans S7.9, 3225 nucleotides long. RefSeq lists its product as uncharacterized. The record is from RefSeq and is a predicted model, not a curated record. Bases 1 to 3225 code for a protein of 1074 amino acids. NCBI's taxonomy places the organism in Eukaryota, Fungi, Basidiomycota, Agaricomycetes, Boletales, Serpulaceae. Gene Ontology annotation, molecular function: phosphopantetheine binding. The transcript is spliced from 19 exons.
AUGAACAUCCACGACCACUUAUACCUGCCCAUACCAGACCAUCCAAAGACUCAAUGUCUUGAUAGCAAAACAUUCGUGACGCCAGUCUUGAAUGGAUCGCUUACUAUUCCUGAGAUAUACGACGAACAUCUUCGCAAUUCCUCUGAACAUCCUCUAUUCAUCUAUCCACGAUCUGCAGAUGGCACCCUCAGAACUAUACUUUGGCCAGAGGCCGUCUAUGCUAUACGUCGAGCCGGAUUGUUGACAUUGUCGCGUAUCAAGGCGUCUCAGGACAGCGUCCCGCCAUCGUAUAAUCCGACAGUUGCCAUUUUAGCAUCAUCUGAUCACAUAUCGUUCUUUGCUGUUAUUAUGGGAAUGAUAUAUGUUGGAUGUCCAGUGUUCCCGAUCUCACCCCGCAACUCUUCGCAAGCAGUCGCCCAUCUCUUACGAACUUCUGGUGCAACCCAUUUAUAUGUAGGGGUUGAACAGAUAUUUCAGGACACAGCCGCCGCCGCCAUGGAACUGUUGCGUGAAAGUGAAAGCGUCGAGCCUCAAAUUCAUCCCAUGCCGAUAUUUGAGGAACUGUUCAACGAUGAAAACCAAGCAGAAGUUCUUUCGCUUAGGGCUUCUAAAUCACCCUUGGAAGCUCCGGCACUCAUACUGCACUCUUCUGGUUCCACUGCUUUCCCGAAGCUUAUUGUUUGGACCCAUUACCACCUAAUACAUUUGGCUAACAUUCCUCAUUAUGGCGAGCGAGACCUCACUGGUAUACGGAACGCCGCUCCCAGCAUGCCCAUGUUCCAUGCAAUGGGUGCAUACCAAGUUGUUUGGACAGCUGCAACGGGUAUGAUAUUGAGCGUGUUCGAGCCGAAGUCCCCGGCAACUGUUCCAACGGCGGACAAUGCAUUCAAACAUGCCAUCGAUACUAAUAGUGACAUCAUCUUUUGUGUUCCAAGUUUCGUCGAGGCAUGGUAUGAGAAUCCAGACUAUGUUCGUCAGCUUCCCAAACUAAAAGGGAUCUUCUUCGGCGGUGCUCCUAUGAACCAAGAAAUUGGUGAUGCGUUGAGCAAAAUCGGUGCGCCCCUAUUCAGUCUUUAUGGAAGUUCAGAGAUCAGUAUCAUUGGUGUAUUCCUGCCAAAAACACGUUGCCCCGAUUGGCAGUAUUUCCGUUUAUCCAAUAUAGUCAAACCCGAGUUCAUUCCCAGUGGUGAAGGGACAUCAGAGCUUAUCAUACAUCCUCAUCCUACCCAUGUUCCCACUGUCUUCAAUAUCAAAAGAGGAGAAGCCGAUGCAUAUUACACGAGCGACCUUCUCACACCACAUCCGACGUUACCCGGUUAUUGGAAAGUCUAUGGCAGAGCAGAUGAUCAAAUCAUGCAUAGCACCGCUGAGAAAACCAACCCCGGGCCUCUAGAAAAAAUACUCGUUAAGGAUCUCCAUGUACGGCAUGCAAUUAUGUUCGGUCGAGGAAGGUUCCAUGCAGGACUCCUUAUCGAACCUCGGGAUGAGCAUAAAUUCGAUAUUUCCGAUACAGAGAAAUUAGCAGAUUUUAGGAAUAAGAUAUGGCCUACAGUGGAGAUUAUGAAUGACUUUGCACCAAAGCAUUCCAGAAUCUUCAAAGAGAUGAUAAUCGUCGCAUCUCCAUCGAAACCCUUCGUGUACACUGCCAAGCAUACUUUACGCCGCGCAUUCAUCAUUGAUGAGUACGAACCUGAAAUAGAAGCACUGUACGAAGCAGUAGCCGAAAGUACGCGGGCUGAUAUUCCACCUCCUUCGGCUGGGGACUUGUCAAGUAUACUAGACUUUGUUAGGACGAUCAUCACGAAAACACUGGGAAAGCUUGUGGACGACGAUGUAAAUAUUUUUGAACAUGGUGCUGAUAGUCUUCAGGCAACAUGGAUACGGAACACUAUCUUCCACGCAUUGCGAACAUCCGCCCAGGUGGACACGAGAAACUUCUCUAGUAACCUCGUUUACCAGUAUCCUUCCAUUAGAGCCCUUGCAUCGUUCAUGCAUGAUCAACUCUCUUCUACGCCGAGCGCUAGCAAUGACAAGACGGACGCGAAAUGUCAGGACAUGCUCCAGAUGGCCGAGAAAUACAGCCAGGCGUUCUCUAGGCACGUUCCCUCUAUUGAACUGCCUGAGACAGAGGCCGUGCUGGUCACGGGCACUACCGGGGGAGUUGGCGCAUACCUUUUAGGAGAGCUAUUGAAUUCAGCUAAGAUUGCUAGAGUAUAUGCAAUAAACAGAAAACACAGCAGCGGAAAUCCUCUAUUAGAUAGGCAAAAACUUGUGCUGGGUCAAGUUGGCCUUGAUCCUGCACUUGCGUCCCACCCCAAGCUUGUAUUGUUGGAAGCAGAUGUCAGCGAGCCCGAAUUCGGGCUUGGUACGGAGAAAGUCGACGAGAUGAGAACAUCCGUCACACACAUUAUACACAAUGCUUGGCCUGUGGAUUUCAACCUCACUCUGAACACCUUUGAUCCCCAGGUGAAAGGUGUGCGCAACUUGAUCGACUUCGCCCUUUCAAGCCCCCUUCCAACUCCCCCUCGUUUGGCAUAUAUCAGUUCAGGAGGAAUAUUACAAGGUUUGGAAACUGGCGAAGCCAAGGAACUACCAGUUGACUGCACCUCUGCAGUAGGCUCGGGGUAUAGCGAAUCGAAAUGGGUUUCAGAGAAAGUCUUAACGAACGCAGCAGCAGAAACGUCUCUACGGCCCAUCAUUAUUCGAUUGGGCCAAAUCAGUGGAGGCGUAAACGGUUUCUGGAAAGAGAAAGAGUGGCUUCCGUCCAUGAUACGAUCAAGCAUCUACUUGAAGUGUCUUCCCGUAUUGGAUCAGUCUGUGGCUUGGCUGCCAAUGGACACUGCCGCAAAAGCUGUUGUCGAGAUGCGCGAUUCCAACACUACAUUUGUGCACGUUGCCCAUCCGAAGGAAACACCCUGGUCAACUAUCUUCGCGCAAUUCUCCACUAGUCUUGAUCUUCCACUAGUGCCAUAUAAAAAAUGGCUCGAGUGUUCAGAAGACGCUUCACUUCGCUCUGGAGGUGCUGAUGCACGGGAGAAUCCGGCAUCUGUUAUCCUUGACUUCUUCCGUGCAGGUGCCAUGGGGUUGCGUCGAAUGUCUAUGGAAGAAGCAAAGAAAGCGUCUCCGACGUUGGGUGACACCACAAUAAGGCCACUUGGCGCUUCAGAUGUCGAUUUGUGGUUGAGUUACUGGCGCAAGAGUGGAUUUAUUUCAAAUCAGGUGUAG